Molecule: messenger RNA, 1437 nt
Organism: Triticum turgidum subsp. durum (durum wheat)
Lineage: Eukaryota; Viridiplantae; Streptophyta; Magnoliopsida; Poales; Poaceae
Source: the annotation of a GenBank genome assembly
AUGGGGCAGGAGGGGAUGGGCUACAGCAGCGGCAAGGCCGGCGGCGGUGGGGGAGGGGCCCUGCCGAUGACGGCGGCGCGGGCGCGUGGGGCUUCGCCGCUCAGCACCCACCAUCGGUCGCGGAAGAUCAGCCGCACCUUCAACAACGUCAAGAUCACCGUGCUCUGCGGCCUCGUCACCAUCCUCGUCCUCCGGGGUACCAUUGGGCUCAACCUCUCCCUUCCGUCCCAACCCUCCGACGCCGAUGCCCUCGCAGGCGCCAAGGCCGUUGAGGACAUCGACCGCAUCCUCCGCGAGAUCCGCUCCGACUCCGACCCCUCCGACCCCACCGACAGCGACCUCGACUCCUCCAGCGUCCUUUCCAACGCCACCGCACUCAACUCCUCGGAAGCCGCCGCCGCCUAUGCCGCCGCCGUGGGCAACUACGCGCUCGGUCCCAACGUCUCUGGCUGGGACGAGCAGCGCCGACGGUGGCUCGCGCAGAACAAGGGCUUCCCAGCCACUGUCCCCGGCGGCAAGCCCAGGAUCCUGCUUGUCACGGGGUCGCAACCAGGCCCCUGUGACAACCCGCUUGGCGACCACUACCUGCUCAAGAGCACCAAAAACAAGAUCGACUACUGCCGCUUCCACGACAUCGAGAUCGUUCACAAUCUUGCGCACCUCGACAACGAGCUCGCUGGUUACUGGGCCAAGCUGCCGCUGCUCCGCCGACUUAUGCUCUCCCACCCGGAGGUCGAGUGGAUCUGGUGGAUGGACAGUGACGCCCUAUUCACCGACAUGGCCUUUGAGCUGCCCCUCUCGCGCUAUGACAACCAUAACCUCAUCAUUCACGGUUAUCAGGAUCUCCUCUUUGAGAAGCACUCUUGGAUCGCGCUCAACACCGGCAGCUUCCUCUUCCGGAACUGCCAGUGGUCACUCGAUCUUCUCGCUGCGUGGGCUCCUAUGGGGCCCAAGGGCUUCAUCCGCGAGGAAGCCGGGAAGAUACUCACCGCAUACCUGAAGGGCCGUCCAGCAUUCGAGGCUGACGACCAGUCUGCGUUGAUACACCUCUUGCUCUCGCAGAAGGAGAAGUGGAUGGACAAGGUGUAUAUAGAGAAUUCAUACUACUUGCACGGUUUCUGGGCUGGGCUGGUGGACAAGUACGAGGAGAUGAUGGAGAACCACCAUCCAGGGCUUGGGGAUGAGCGGUGGCCAUUUGUGACACACUUUGUUGGGUGCAAGCCAUGCGGAAGCUAUGGUGAUUACCCAGUAGACCGGUGUCUCAAGAGUAUGGAGCGAGCAUUUAAUUUUGCCGAUAACCAGGUGCUGCGCCUGUAUGGUUUCGCACACAAGGGGCUGGAAAGCCCUAAGAUCAAAAGGAUCAGGAGUCAGACCACAAAGCCUAUUAACGACAAGGAGAACCUUGAUGUGAAGGCCAAGAUGUCGACCACUUCUUGA